Arabidopsis arenosa is the source of this 830-nucleotide messenger RNA. NCBI's taxonomy places the organism in Eukaryota, Viridiplantae, Streptophyta, Magnoliopsida, Brassicales, Brassicaceae. The record is from the annotation of a GenBank genome assembly.
UCUCUUCCACAUCUUCAUCAUCAUUCCAAUCCAAUUCUCUCUCUUUUCUUACUUGUGUGAUCAGAGAUCGACUCAAUGGUGAGCUUCUGCGAGCUUUGUGGUGCCGAAGCUGAUAUCCACUGCGCCGCGGACUCAGCUUUCCUCUGCCGUUCUUGUGACGCUAAGUUCCAUGGCUCAAAUUUCCUCUUCGCUCGUCAUUUCCGUCGCGUCAUCUGCCCUAAUUGCAAAUCUCUCACUCAAGAUUUCGUUUCUGGUCCUCUUCUUCCUUGGCCUCCACGAACAACCUGCUGUUCUAGAUCGUCUUCGUCUUCGUCAUGUUGCUCGUCUCUUGACUGUGUCUCAAGCUCCGAGCUAUCUUCGACGACGGGUGGCGUAAACAGAGCGCGAGGAAGGAAAGAAAGAGUAAAAAAGGCCAAGGCCGUUGCGGUUACGGUUGCGGAUGGCGUUUUUGUAAGUUGGUGUGGUAAAUUAGGACUAAAGCGAGAUUUAACAAACGCUGUCGUUUCGUAUGCGUCACUCGCUUUGUCUGUGGCGGAGAGGAAGCCGAGAGCGACGAAGAGAGUGAUUUUAGCGGCGGCGUUUUGGUUCGGCGUUAAGAACACGAUGAAGUUGCAGAGUUUAAAGAAGGUGGAAGCUGUAACCGGAGUUUCAGCUGGGAUGAUUCGAGCGGUUGAAAGCAAAAUGGCGCGUGCAAUGACGCUACAGCUUAGACGGUGGCGCGUGGAUUCGGAGGAAGGAUGGGCUGAAAACGACAACGUUUGAACAAAAUUGACGUGGGUCCCGCAUUACAAAUUAGGACAUUAGUGCCUUAAUUAAAGGAGUUUGUGUCA